Messenger RNA from Gymnodraco acuticeps, 1197 nucleotides. RefSeq lists its product as uncharacterized. The record is from RefSeq and is a predicted model, not a curated record. Lineage: Eukaryota; Metazoa; Chordata; Actinopteri; Perciformes; Bathydraconidae. Gene Ontology annotation, biological process: DNA integration. Gene Ontology annotation, molecular function: nucleic acid binding.
AUGCCUUUUGGGCUCAAGAACGCCGCCCAAACGUUCCAGCGCCUGAUGGAUUUGGUGCUGCGGGACCUGCCAUUCGUGUUCGUCUACCUGGACGACAUACUCGUCGCCAGCGCUCCGGUGGAAGAGCACCUGUCGCUCCGUACGACCCCCAUUCAGGCGAUCGACUGGACGGCGGAAGCUGCGUCUGCUUUCACGGAGGUCAAGACCGCGUUGGCUCAGGCGGCCCUGUUGGCGCAUCCAUCAUCCACGGCUCCCAUCUCCAAUACCACAGACGCAUCGGACUACGCUGUUGGUGCGGUGCACGAGCAGUGGUGGCAUGGGCUGAAAAAGGACGUGAGGACUUGGGCUGGUGAGUGCGUGGCUUGUCAGCGCGCUAAAGUGCACCGCCACACGAAGGCCCCUUUGGAGCGUUUCCUGGUGCCUGAGAGGAGGUUUGACCACGUCAACAUCGACCUGGUUGGUCCAUUGCCCUCCUCUCAGGGUUUUUCCUACCUCCUCACCAUGGUGGACAGGAGGACCCGUUGGCCGGAGGCGGUUCCUCUCGUGUCAACACCACCCGCAGACAUUGCCCGAGAUUUCAUUGCCCGAGCUUUCAUUGCGACAUGGGUGUGUAGUUUUGGCACCCCGUCAGACAUUUCCUCGGACAGGGGCUCACAGUUCACGUCCGACCUCUGGAACGCCGUGGCGAGUGGUUUGGGGGUUAAGCUGCACAGGACUACCGCUUACCACCCAGGCCUCUGUGAGCGGUUCCAUCGCUCCAUGAAGGCGGCCCUGAAGGCCGGCCUGACGGAACGUAAUUGGGUCGACAAGCUGCCUUGGGUGAUGCUGGGCCUGAGGACCGCGCCUAAGGAGGAUCUGCAGUGCUCCACGGCGGAGUUGGUGUACGGUCAGCCACUGAGGGUUCCGGGGGAUUUCCUCCCCAACGCAUCGGCUCCCUGGUCGGCGACGGCCCAGCGGGCUUUCCUGCAGGACGCCGCUGAGGCCUUUGCUCCGAUCCCCACUGCUCGGCACGGUACUCAGGUGUCCCGGGUUCCCAUGGAGCUCCGCCCGGCGGGGCAUGUGUUUAUCCGAAAUGACGCGCACAGGGGACCUCUACAGCCCCCUUACGAUGGGCCUUUCCGGGUUCUGGAGCACGGGGACAAACACCUUGUGGUCGACCUAGGUGAAUUUGACUGUAUCAGAGAAGAGGUACAGUAG